Molecule: messenger RNA, 1060 nt
Organism: Salvia miltiorrhiza (redroot sage)
Lineage: Eukaryota; Viridiplantae; Streptophyta; Magnoliopsida; Lamiales; Lamiaceae
Product: HVA22-like protein a
Exons: 5
Coding region: 377-892 (171 amino acids)
Source: RefSeq, a predicted model, not a curated record
UUUGUUUUAUGCAUGCAUGUACUAAACUAGCUACAUGUGAACGUGGCGGACAGAUAAAAAAAUAAUGUAGGAGGAGAUGAAAUGAAAAAUUUACGACGACAAGAGGUGCUUUUUUUUUUUAAGAAAAUAAAUACCGAAAAAAAAAAAAAAGAGUGAAGCCUAGUUGUAGUACAUUUGGGUUAUAAAAUUUUCCACCCUUUCACACUUCAACUUUCUUUUGGGCAGAAAACACGCAUAAAAUCAUUGCAUUAAUUUACACACCUUUUCUUGUUUUUACUUCCCCAUACGCACUGAGCCACUCACUUCAUACACUCAUUCUACAAUAUUAUCUGUCACCACUAAUUCCGGAAAAAAAAACAAGAAAUUGAACUCAAAUAUGGGCUCUGGAGACAAUCUCUUCACUGUUGUGGCAAAGAACAUUGAUGUUCUUGCUAUGCCUCUGGUUUCUCUUGUUUAUCCUCUGUAUUGUUCAGUGAAGGCCAUCGAGACAAAAUCACGCACAGAUGAUCAGCAAUGGCUGACAUAUUGGGUCCUCUACUCUCUCAUCACCUUGUUCGAGCUCACAUUCGCCAAACUUAUCGAGUGGUUUCCCAUUUGGUCUUACGCGAAGCUGGCGGGUGUGUGCUGGCUGGUGCUGCCGCACUUCAACGGCGCCGCCUACGUCUACGAGAAUUUCAUCAGACCUUUCUACAAAAAUCCGCAGAUUAAAAUGUGGUACGUCCCCAGAAAAAAAGAUGUUUUUAGCAAGCCCGAUGAUGUUUUGUCUGCUGCUGAAAAAUAUAUUCAAGAAAAUGGACCUGAGGCUUUUGAAAGGCUCAUUGCCAGGGCUGACAGAGAGGCAAGGACCAGGAGAAGCAGCUACUCCAUCUUCCAUGAUGAUUAUGAGUAUUAAUUCAUGAGUUUUGUUUAAGCUUUCUCUUAAUUCUGACUCUGGUUGUGUGUAUGUGGACUCUGUGUUUUCACCGCCUUUGAUUGUUUGCUGCUAAAUUUUGAGCUGUUGUAGAUCAAUGUUUGUUAUCUUUAUUUAAUGGAAAUAUUUAUGUUGUUUGUUGGUGUGAAA